Vespula vulgaris is the source of this 3461-nucleotide messenger RNA. RefSeq names its product ubiquilin-1 (gene Ubqn). Lineage: Eukaryota; Metazoa; Arthropoda; Insecta; Hymenoptera; Vespidae. The record is from RefSeq and is a predicted model, not a curated record. Gene Ontology annotation, biological process: ubiquitin-dependent protein catabolic process. Gene Ontology annotation, molecular function: polyubiquitin modification-dependent protein binding. The coding region runs from base 242 to 1831 and encodes 529 amino acids. The transcript is spliced from 8 exons. Gene Ontology annotation, cellular component: cytosol.
UGUACCAGGCAACACCCCACCUGUACCUUUUAUAGCAUACGUGUGGAUUAAUAAAACCAGUACUUUUACGUUGUACUUGUGGCAACGUAACAUAACCUACAAGUUCGUAAAUCGAUGAUUUUUCGAUACAAAAGGUGGCGUGCAAGAAGUCGAGGUUGUGGAAAAGUUUUGUGCGCAAUUGAGAAUUCCGACGGGAGAGAAUUGAAAGCGUCGAAAGUAACGAGUCAUCUACCAAAUCAAGAUGGCAGAAGGGCAAGAGAAUCGGAAGAAGAUCACUAUUAACGUUAAAACGCCGAAAGAAAAACAGAGCGUUGAAAUAGAGGAAGAUGCGACGAUUAAAGAUUUUAAAGAAGCGGUCUCGAAGAAGUUUAACGCUCAGAUAGAUCAAUUGUGUCUGAUAUUCUCGGGGAAGAUUAUGAAAGAUCAUGAAACACUUACUACACAUAAUGUCAAGGAUGGUUUGACCGUACAUUUGGUUAUCAAAGCACCCCGUACGCCAACCAACCAAACUCAAGAGUCUGUACCGUCUCAGAGACCACAAGCUGAUAUAACUGCCAGUCCUUUUGGUCUUGGUAGCUUAGGUGGACUUAUGGGGCUAGAAUCUCUUGGAUUAGGUUCUGCUAACUUUAUAGAUUUGCAGCAACGCUUGCAACGCGAAUUAUUGUCGAAUCCAGAAACAAUGCGUCAAGUUCUUGAUAAUCCAUUGGUGCAGAGUUUUAUGAAUGAUCCGGAGAAUAUGCGCAAUUUGGUCACAACUAAUCCCCAAAUGCAGGAACUUAUGCAAAGCAAUCCUGAAAUUAGUCACAUGCUAAAUAAUCCAGAACUUUUAAGACAAACAAUGGAGCUAGCCCGUAAUCCAUCUAUGCUACAAGAGCUAAUGCGUUCACACGAUCGUGCUCUAUCUAAUCUCGAGAGUAUUCCUGGAGGAUACAGUGCUUUACGCCGCAUGUAUAGAGAUAUACAAGAACCUAUGCUUGCUGCCGCAGCAAACGAGCGUAAUCCUUUUGCAGCCUUGGUAGAAAACAGCAACAAUCAAGAUGGACAAACUAAUCCACAGCAAGGUCAAGAAAAUAGAGAUCCUUUACCCAAUCCCUGGAAUCAAAGUCAGAAUGAAAAUUCUACUCAAGGUCAACAACAAGGUCAGGGUAGAGGCCUUCUAGAUUCACCUGGAAUGCAAAGUCUUGCUGCGCAAAUGAUGGAGAAUCCUCAAUUAUUGAGAAAUAUGUUAAAUGCCCCGUAUACAAGAUCCGUAUUAGAAGCUAUGGCAGCUGAUCCAGCCAUGGCUAGUAGAGUGAUAGCUGCAAAUCCAUUUCUUAGGUCGAAUCCACAAAUGCAAGAACAAAUGCGCGCUAUGAUGCCGGCUUUUAUACAACAAAUGCAAAAUCCACAAAUACAAAAUGUCGUCACUAAUCCGGAUGCUUUAGCUGCUAUUAUGCAAAUUCAGCAGGGCAUGGAGCAGCUACGAACCGUUGCACCCGAACUCGUUGAGAACUUAGGACUAACUGUACCUAGCGCACCAGCAACAACAGGAAAUACAGCUACCACAACUCCAAAUCCGACGACAGGGCAAACAACGGAUACGAAUCAACAGGAUGCAUUUUCUCAAUUUAUGGCUCGCAUGGUAUCUGCAAUGGCACUAAAUCAAGGAGUAGAAGUCGACGGGCAACCUGUACCACCACCAGAAGAACGUUACAGAGCACAGUUAGAACAACUGACGGCUAUGGGUUUUGUGAACAGAGAUGCUAAUUUACAAGCAUUGAUCGCUACUUUUGGAGAUAUAAAUGCUGCUGUUGAGAGACUAUUGGCUAAUGGACAAGUAUCUAUGAGCUAACCACCAAUCUGCAAUACUGUUAUUCCAUUACUAUCUUUAAUUAUAUCCUUAUUUACCUCUUACGACUGGCAUGAAGAAAGAUAUACGAGGUAACUGGCUAUUAAAAAUUAUAAACUUCUAAUCUGAAUCUUGACAGAAUACAUACUACUGACACGUUCAAUAUGCAUUUGUACAUUUAAUCCGGUUAGUACUUGCUCAGUUCUUUUCCGAUCAUUUUUUACUAGAACAAGUAUCAGCAGUUAAGAUUACAUUUCAAAAUCCGUUUCCCAUAACGCCGAAUCUCCUUAAGGUUUUUCUUUCUCUCUUUCUGUGUCUUCUUUUCUUUUUUUUUUUUUUCUUUUUUUUUCCCCUCUUUUUUUUCUUCCUUUUUCUUUUUUGUAUUUUGAUGUGCUCUAAAAAUAUAUAAAACUCUGUUGAUAUAUCUAUUACACUUCUGAAAUCAUUUCUGGUGUUUCUUAGAAACGAUCAAAUCUGCAUGGAAAAUAGAUUGCUGCUGCUAAUUGUAUUGCUUCGGGCUUUGUCCAUGAUAUAUUCUCUAAUCGGUUUUUCAUAAAUGUAAUGAUAAUAAUAUAAUUAUUAUAAUAAAUAUACAAUAGGAGGUAUAUUCACCUGUAUUAUAAAUCAUAAUAUACAAAUUAUUAAUACAUUUUUAAGAAAAAUAAAUGCAGAAAUUAUGGUAUAUAUAUAUAUGUAUGUAUAUCUAUGUGUGUAUAUAUAUAUAUAUAUAUAUAUAUAUAUGUAUAUAUAUAUACAUUACAAUAUAUAUAUUCGACGUAUGAUGUAUGCAUACUUUAUUUAGUUUCAUGCGAGUUUUACGUUGAAAACGUAUAAUAGUGAUACGUUUUAGCUUGUUCUUCUUUCUGUCGUUUUGAAAAUACAAAUUUACAUAUAAAGAAAAUUUAACAAAAGCUGAUUGAAUAAAUAUUUUCCAUGGAAGUUUUGAGAGUAUAAAUGUGUAUAUAUUUCAUAUAUAUAUACACAUAUAUAUAUAAAAUAUAUAUAUAUAUAAAAAAUUAAAAAAAAAAUAUAAUAUUUUUUCUGUUAUUCUUCACGUUGAUAUGCACCAUCCUUUCUUUUUUUUUAUUAUUUCUUUUUCUUUUUUCUCUUUUUCCUUUUUCUUUCUUUUUUUUUUUUUUUUUUUUAUCUAAUUUAGCCUGCCUAUAAGCAUAAACGUAUUAAGCGUUAUAUGUCUUGUAAUACAAAUUUUAGAGAUUUGUAGCGUGGCGAUCAAGAAACUUAUGGCGUAGGUUGUUUAUAGAAGAGCGUACGUAAAGAUUAACUUGAUAAAAAGCGUCACAUGUAAAUGUGUUGAACUUUAAACCUAAUUGUCGGUUAGUUUUAAGGUAUUAAAAGAAAAAAACAAAAAAAAAAACAAAAACAAAAAAAAAAGAAGAAAAAGAGAAAAAAGAAAAGAAAAGAAAAAAACGGUGAAUGUUGUAAAUUAUCUUUAUCGAGAGGAAACAUCUAUAAUUUCAAUAUUUUGGAUUAAUGUACGAUUACAGAAAUAUCCGUACGCAUUAUAUUAUCCUUUAUGUAUAUUCAAUAUAUUUCACUGAAACAAGACAUUCUGUAAAACCAAUUGUAUUACAAAUAAAAUUGUGGUUGAUUCAUAUCGAUCGGUUUACGAGUA